Colletotrichum orchidophilum is the source of this 1704-nucleotide messenger RNA. RefSeq lists its product as uncharacterized. The coding region runs from base 1 to 1704 and encodes 567 amino acids. The record is from RefSeq and is a predicted model, not a curated record. Gene Ontology annotation, molecular function: glutaminyl-tRNA synthase (glutamine-hydrolyzing) activity. The transcript has 3 exons. Gene Ontology annotation, biological process: glutaminyl-tRNAGln biosynthesis via transamidation; mitochondrial translation. Gene Ontology annotation, cellular component: glutamyl-tRNA(Gln) amidotransferase complex; mitochondrion. NCBI's taxonomy places the organism in Eukaryota, Fungi, Ascomycota, Sordariomycetes, Glomerellales, Glomerellaceae.
AUGCUCGACUCGGCUUUUGAGUCCGGCCAGACCAAUCACCCCGUGACCAUGGGUGAGAAAAUGGAUGUGUAUCCAUACCACGACGUCGAUUUGGAAGAAUUGAGCACACCUGAGUUUGCCAAGAUGAAUUUCGUUUUCCAGGAGCUGCAUAAACCAACGUCACAGGCUCAUAGCCACAUGUCUUCUCACGUCAAGCUCUCGCGGCUGCAUCUGCGGCCAUUGAGAUCAAGAUGUGGCGCGCAAGCAGCCCGGCAGCCGAGACGCUCGCACCAUAACUUCAACCACUUCGUGCGGCCAGAUCCCUCCAAUGCAGCGACAGCUACACCUGCAAUAACUCUUGACGCCGCGACCAAGUUCAAGCUAGCGGUGAAAGACAAUAUCGCGACCUCAGGGCUGCCGACAACAUGCUCCUCCGCCAUCCUCUCCUCCCACAAAAGCCCUUACGAGGCCACCAUCGUGCGCCAGCUCCGAGAACGAGGCGCCCGAGUCAUUGGAAAGACAAAUAUGGAUGAAUUCGGCAUGGGUUCCCAUUCGCUGAACUCGGUCCACGGUCCUGUGCUCAAUCCGCUAUCCUCGACGCCCACCUCUGCUGGCGGGAGUUCAGGAGGCAGCGCGGUUGCGGUUCAGACUGGUGAAGCGGACGUCGCGCUGGGGACGGAUACGGGCGGAUCAAUCCGCCUUCCUGCUGCAUACUGCGGUGUAGUGGGAUACAAGCCUUCUUACGGCAUGCUUUCGAGAUUUGGAGUCGUUCCCUAUGCGAAUUCCUUGGACACUGUUGGUCUGCUGGCUAGGGAGGUUGGUGUCAUUGAGGAUCUGGUGUUCAGUACCGGAUUGGACGUGGAGCACGAUGCUCAGGACCCGACCUCCCUGUCGAAGAGCUUUCGAAGAAAGCAUCAGAGUCGAGGGGUAGCUGGCCAGUCACGACUUAGAAUCGGCAUACCUCUGGAAUACAACAUCGAGGAGCUGGACCCGAAGAUCAAGGCUGCCUGGUCUGACGCAGCAGAUCUUCUGCAGACAUCCGGCAUUGAGGUGGUCCCAGUGUCGUUACCGUCCACGAAGCAUGCCCUAUCAGCAUACUACGUCAUCGCGCCUGCGGAAGCGGCUUCAAAUCUCGCCAAAUACGACGGCGUCCGUUACGGUACCCGGGGAGACGAGAGCGAUGGCGCGGGCGAGGUCCUCUACUCCAAGACCCGUGGCCUUGGCUUCGGCGACGAAGUCAAACGCCGUAUCCUCCUCGGUUCUUACAGCUUGAGCUCCGAGGCGAUGGAUAACUACUUCAUCCAAGCGCAGCGAGUGCGCAAGCUUGUCCAGCGAGACUUUGACCGAGUCUUCAGGCUCGAGAAUCCUCUCUAUGACGAACAACAGUUCGAUUUGAGCGAUAUGAAGGAUGAGAUUGAGCUUCAGGACAAACUCGGCCCAUCGCAGGUGGACUUUUUGCUUUGUCCCACUGCUCCGACGUUCCCGCCGCGAAUCGAGGAUAUCAAGCGCCAGACGCCGGUGCAGGUGUACAUGAACGAUGUCUUUACGGUCCCGGCCAGUCUGGCUGGGCUUCCAGCCAUCAGUAUUCCCAUCAAGAUCAAGUCACAAGAUGGGCAGGCGGACGAUAGCUGGAGUGUGGCGGGUCUCCAGUUGAUCGGCCAGUAUUGGGACGAUAAACGGUUGCUCGGCGUGGCCAAUAACCUCUUCCGUCAACUGUCUGCUUGA